CACUCUCUCUCCAUUGUGUUUUUAAUCUAAAAAAAAAUCCAAGAAAAGUGCAUAAAAAGCUCUGUACUUUAUGCCUCUCUCACCCAAUCACUUCACAACUUCUUCAAUAAUCCAACCUUCCCUUCACGAGCGUGUUCAUUGACAUCAGAUAGAUUCGUCUACGGUGACACACACACUCUUGUUACUCGUGUGGUGUUGAGACAGAACCUUACUCACCUAUAUAGCCUAGGUGUCCCAAUUUUAUCAGAAGAUAUUUACUAUAAAUAUCUGAUUUCUCUCACACUGCGAAAAUCCAAAACAUAAAAAAAACAAAACAAAAUUAAAUUAUUAUGAAGAGGAACGGCGAUACGAAACGGCGGAGGAACGUGGCGGAGGAAGCAGAGCAUGGAGGAGAAGAUCCGGCGAUGUGGGAGAAUCUUGACCGGAAUUUCAGACAAGUGCAAUCAGUUCUGGACAGAAACAGGUCGCUCAUCCAACAAGUCAACGACAAUCAUCAAUCGCGGAUGGCUGAUAACAUGUCGAAAAACGUGGCUUUGAUUCAAGAACUCAACGGAAACAUCUCGAAGGUUGUCAACAUGUAUUCUGAUCUCAACACUAGUUUUGCUUCGGGGUUUGGAAAGAACGGCCACGACGGUGGUGGCGCUGCCGGAACCAGAGCUUGAUGAUACCGGAAUCCUAUUGUUUCUUCUUAGUUGGACCGGCCGGUUUGAGAAUUUUGAAUCGGUCCGGUUCAAGCUAUGAUGAUAAAUUAUAUAAACAAAAGUUAUUAUAUAUCUUAGUUUUUAUUGCAAUGAUUGUCGUUAGAAUAAUCCGUGUGGGAGCAAACCCAUCUAUUGGGUUAUUUUAAUUAUGGUUUCGAGUCUUUUUCAAUGUGUCUCUACUGCAAUUUCUCUAAUGAUAAUAAUAAAAAUUAGAUUACUUAUCUUU
This is a messenger RNA of Camelina sativa (false flax), 927 nucleotides long. RefSeq names its product protein EARLY FLOWERING 4. NCBI's taxonomy places the organism in Eukaryota, Viridiplantae, Streptophyta, Magnoliopsida, Brassicales, Brassicaceae. Gene Ontology annotation, cellular component: nucleus. The record is from RefSeq and is a predicted model, not a curated record. Gene Ontology annotation, biological process: positive regulation of circadian rhythm; entrainment of circadian clock.